Pseudomyrmex gracilis is the source of this 2458-nucleotide messenger RNA. RefSeq names its product glucose-6-phosphate exchanger SLC37A2 (gene MFS16). Gene Ontology annotation, biological process: transmembrane transport. The transcript has 11 exons. The coding region runs from base 732 to 2291 and encodes 519 amino acids. NCBI's taxonomy places the organism in Eukaryota, Metazoa, Arthropoda, Insecta, Hymenoptera, Formicidae. Gene Ontology annotation, cellular component: membrane. Gene Ontology annotation, molecular function: transmembrane transporter activity. The record is from RefSeq and is a predicted model, not a curated record.
AAACAAAAACUCCGUUUCGCGCAUUUCCCCUACCACUGCUGACGAGUCUGACGACACGUAAUAACAUUAUAGCGUACGUAAACAUUCCACGUUUCGCGGACGCAUCAUAACUCCGAUUAUUCCGAAAGAAGCGAAAAAAUUUGAAGAAGAUACAAUUGCAUUUAUCGUGUUCACGGAAAUCUAUUUGCAAUUAAGCGUUGAUUCACACAGCUGCGUAAUCUUGAACAUAUUUUAUCAUUUCUUUGUCUAGAUCGGACUUGUCAUUCUAGUAGAUAAAUGAUCGGUGAAAAAACGGAUAGGAAGAUCAAUGAAAAUGAAAAAAUUAAUAACGUUGUGCGGCAAAGUGUAGACAUAUUAUUUUGACAGUAUUUUUUUACAUAGUUAUGAAUAACUCAUCAAUGGAUUGUAGAUACUUAUUUCCAUGCACAUACAUCUGUCAGUAUUCCAUAGCUGAUUGAACAUAUAUUUAUACAUAUGUUUUGUGCUCUGUGAUAGAGAAUUUUUACAUUUCUCUUUGUGUAUUUUUUGUGUCAAAUAUGUAAGCACAAAGUAUUUUGUAGAUCUGUGCGUGUAAAAUACACAUUUAUGUAUACAUAUUAGAACCAAAGAUUAAAAUAACGGAGCAAUACUUUUAUUUAUAAUGAUCUGAGAGAUUUAACACAAUUAGAACACAUAGUAAGAUAUAUGUGUGUGUUAAAAUAUUGAAUAAAGUCAAAAAAAAGUAUUAAAAUAUGAAUGGACCAACAAGAGAUUUGCCAUGUGGCAUACAAGUCUUCCAGUAUGUAUAUAAUAGGUGCUUCGAACGUUACCCUAUUAACCAAAAGAGAUGGCAUCAAGGAGGAAUACUGGUGCUUACUUAUUUAGCGUACACUUGUUACCAUUUGACUCGAAAGCCAAUAUCUGUAGUGAAAAAUGUCCUAGAAGGCAACUGGGCUCCAUUUGAUACAGCAGAUGCAAAAGCAUUACUUGGUACACUGGACUCAGCAUUUUUAUUUGCAUACGCAGGAGCUAUGUUUUUCAGUGGUUUUAUAGCCGAGAGAGUAAAUUUGCGAUACUUCCUUUCACUUGGUAUGCUUACAUCAGGUAUAUCAUGUUACCUAUUUGGAAUUGCUAGGUCAUACAAUAUUCAUAGUUUGUGGUACUUCGUUCUCGUACAGGCAAUAGGAGGAAUAUUUCAAACUUCCGGAUGGCCGGGUGUAGUAACAGUUAUGGGAAAUUGGUUUGGAAAGAGCAAACGUGGCUUAAUCUUUGGAAUCUGGAACUCUCACACGUCAUUGGGAAAUAUAUUAGGCAGUUUAAUCGCAACCGCGUACUUAGAGUCUGAUUGGAGUCUGAGCUUUAUGAUGCCCGGAGCGAUAAUGGGUCUGGUGGGAUUCAUCAUCUUUCUGUUCUUAAUACCGAAUCCUGUCGACAUUGGAUACAGCUCGUUUGCUUCUCACGGAUAUCGAAAGAUCGAUGCGACUAACAGUUCAGACGAUGACGUGGCCGACGAAGGUGACAAUUCUCAUAGUAUAGGCGAAGAUCGUGUCAUCUAUCGGUGUGUAUACCGUGACCAACUUGCUUCCGAAGAUCCGAACAGUGGGCGAUCCGAGACUAGUCCGAUGUUAGCGGGACAUCGCAGCAAUUCAACUUCAUCUCGCAACAGCGCAAUCGGAUUUAUGGGAGCUAUAAAGAUACCGGGUGUCAUCGAAUAUUCUUUGUCACUGUUUUUCGCAAAACUUGUUAGCUAUACAUUCCUCUUCUGGUUACCCAAAUACAUCGACGCUUCAACUACGUAUGGCGCAACUACGAGCGCUCUUUUGUCAGUAUUAUUCGAUGUUGGCGGUAUAGCGGGAGCUAUAGCGGCUGGAGUUAUCUCCGAUUACAGCGGUAUGAGCGCCUUGACGUGCGUCGCGAUGUUUGGACUUGCAUUUCCCACGUUAUUUGUAUACGAUUACGUAGGCAACAUCGAUCUGAGUUUGAACAUAAUAUUAUUACUAAUAGCGGGAGUAUUGGUAAACGGGCCUUACGCAUUGAUAACAACUGCCGUGUCAACUGAAUUAGGAACUCAUUCUAGCUUGGGAGAUGAUUCCAAAGCUUUAGCGACAGUGACUGCUAUCAUCGACGGUACUGGUAGUAUCGGCGCUGCCAUUGGCCCGUUGCUCGCGGGUAUAGUAUCUCGAUGGAGCGGAUGGCACAGUGUGUUCUACAUGCUUAUGUCCGCAGAUUUGCUAGCUUUAUUGUUUUUGUCUCGAUUAGUUUACAAAGAUGUGAGAUCAUUUAUACAGAGACGAAGAGUUCUUCAUAUUUAGACUUUAAAUAAGCUGCUCUACAGCUGACGUAUAGAAUUAUAUAAAAAUUUUUUUAUGUAAUUAUAUCUGUAAAUAUAACAGACUCAAAACAUUGUGCAAAAGCGAAACUUGAGAAUGCAAAAUAUAUUAAAUUUUUUAAUCUACAGAAAUAAAUAUUUUUGACAGUA